Messenger RNA from Didymodactylos carnosus, 531 nucleotides. The record is from the annotation of a GenBank genome assembly. Lineage: Eukaryota; Metazoa; Rotifera; Eurotatoria; Philodinida; Philodinidae.
AUGGCAAAGCCCUCUCGUUUUAUAUCACAUUCGGAUGUAUCGAGAUUAACAAUAAAAGAGCCACGAGAAAGAGACGAUGAUUCUAAAAGUUUUUCUCCAUCGACCAUCAGUCGUACAUCAUCAGUUUUAAUGUCAACAUCGAGCAGUAUCAAUGACAGAAAUCCAGAAAUUAUCGAUCAAAUAAGAGAUGCAUUUACAAUAUUUGAUAAAGAGUUUACUGGAUCGAUAACAACAGAACAAUUUAGUAAAGUCCUCGAAGGUUUGGGAUAUACUGUUCCUGAGGCUGAAUUAGUGCUAUGGAUUCAACAAUUGGAUACCGAUCAGUCUGGUAAGUAUCAACAGGAUAUUCCAUUACAUACAGUAGUCAGCGCAGGGUUACCUCACCUCUUAGCGGAUUUGAGAUCUAUAAUAACGAACUUGGGAGAAAAGGUGACCGCUGAAGAUCUCGAUGAAAUGAUACGUGAGGCUGAUAUUGAUAAAGAUUACAAAGUCAGUUUUGAUGAAUUCCAACGAAUAAUGAGUUUUAAAUGA